UUGAUAUUUGGAGGUUGUUUAUGGUGUGAGGUCAUUCUUCGUUCUGGUUCUUGAGUGAGAGUCCUAUGACUUCAUACCAUGAAUGACUUCGCUAAGUGCUUGUUCUAUUAUAGUCUUUUAGUCUCCCGGCCAAGAUGUCAGAUCUGAAUUGAGUGGAUUUCAUUUCCUGAUGCUUGAAUAUUCUGCCUUUAGUGUUGAUUAGGAUUGGAGGUCUUCUUGUGUUUUGUGUAGGGAAGUGCAAGGGUUGGGGGAUAACAUAGUCAGCACUUUCUCAAUCAUGAAUAUGGAAGGAAAUUAUUAUAUAGCCACCAGAGGUUUCUUCGUUUGUUCCGUGUCUGACGUCAUGUACAAGUUUCUGAUCUUACUACAGUCCAUACUUGUGGUGUACCUGAUCACCACAUAUGCACAAGUGCUUAACACGGAUAAUCCAGAUCGGCUCUUAUAUCUAGCAAACGAAGGUCGUCUGAUUGUCGCAGCAAAGGAUCGAUUGCUUGUUGUUCAUCCCGAGACGUUGAAUAUAGUAAAAGAUGUGGCCGUGAAGCCUUCUGAAGAUACAAUAACGACAUGCCGAAAUAAAGGAAGAACACAAGAAGUCUGUGCUAACUACCAUCGUGUGCUUCUAUCCAAAGACAACGACACUUUGCUCGUUUGUGGAACAAAUGCUUUUUCUGUUCGUUGUGAUUUCCGAUUUGCAUCAAAUCUUUCUGUGACUUCAGAGCAAGUGCCAACUGAUGGACAAUACCAGCAGCUGUCUGUGCCGAUUGACUUCUCUCUGUCUACGGUUGAUCCUUCGGCAGGCAAUGUUGCAAUGAUGUUGGAUGGCAAGUUUUAUGGUGCCAUUAAAUACGAUAGCACGAUACCCAAUAUGUUCUUCAAAGUAAAACUAAGUGGAUCGAGUCUAGCGAGAACCAAGUCAAGCAGCGAUGACUGGAUUUCAAGCAAAGACUUCUAUCCGAUCAAAAUGUUUGAGUACGGAGACAGCGUCUUCCUUGUCUACAGAGAGCAAGCCACAGAAGCAUCCGACAGCGAUGUCAUAUACACACGCAUCGCAAAAGUCUGCAAGGAUGAUAUUGGGACCGGUAGUAGCGUGCUGUACUCUUGGCAAUGGAAGACGUUUGUGAAGACAACCCUGAAAUGCUCUCAGAAAUACAGCUCCACGAGGCAAUACUCAUACAACGAGAUAGUGUCUGUAUCAGACGUUUUUGAGUUCAACGGACGGGCGCACAUCGUCGGCGUUUUCAGAAACAUUGAGACGGGACCGCCCGCGUCCGCCGUGUGCGUCUACGCGAUGGACGACAUUGUGAGCAACUACAACAAUCCAUAUUUAUACAAAUCAUCAACAAACGAGUGGGUCAAGUCGUUCAAUAUCCCGUCCAUCAAUUGUAACAAGAUCGGAUCGAGUCCGAGCUUGUACGUUUUGAUUUCUCAGCCGGUGACUCAACAGGCAAGCAUGCCGCUUCUUCUCAGCUCAUACACAGAGUCGAGUUUGCGUUUGAGUCACGUCGUUGUCGUGCCGUCUGUGAUGGCGUUGAAUGGCAGCGAGUGUUUUGUGUUGCUACUCGGAACCGAGGAUGGGUAUGUGGAACGCAGCUGGAGCUGUGGGGUUUAUGCGGAAGUUUUUUAUAAGGAGAGAGUUUUUGAUGGCGAGAAGGCGGUGAAGGGAAUGACGAGAGCCGAGUUGUCAGGACGAAGAGAAGACGUGAGUGUCUACGUGUCCAGCUCAACCCAAGUUCGUCGAAUGUCUCCAUUCGCAUGCAACUACGACAACACAAAGAGUUGUGUGCAUGAUCCUCUCUGUGCAUGGUCCACAUCUCACGAGCGAUGCUUCAUUCGACCUCAUGAUUACACGAACAUCAACAAUGCGUCGAUAAAGUAUCCGGAUCUCACUGUUGAUUCCAAGUAUGUGCCAGUUCGUCCAUCUGGAAAUGUGAUCAGAACACCAACCGCUCGAAGCACAGCAACGACUGCACCAUCAACGAGUACCACUGAUACCAAGAAAGUCGAACCCAACUGCUCCACAAUACAUUUAGUUGACAACACCAUCGACAUCGGCAGUCAAUUGGGAAACAAGGACAGCAGCGGUGGUCUAUCGUUUGGUGUGGCACUCGCCAUCGGAGUCGCAAUCGGCAUUGUCGUCACAAUAGCGGUGGUCAUCAUUCUUUGGAAGCUAGUAAACACUGGCAAAAUGGGCAGCUGGAGUCCUCGGAGACAGAAACCACAGAAACACGCGGAGACCGAAAACGGACAUACGGAGAACAGAAACGCAGCAGAACACCAAUCCAGCGGCGCAAAACUUAAGGUCAGUAUGCCGCCGAGUUGUGAGACGAUACUCGAGACGGGCGGAGAUUACGCCAACACGCAUGCUCAGACGUCGCCCAACGAUGUACGUGUCGGUAACGGAAGUGUGCAGGAUGCGGCACUGACGCUGUCGCCGCCAUUACGACAGGGCACGAACGUGUGCGAACGAACCGUCUCGCUGCAGUCGACGUCGAGCGACAAGCCGCUGUUGCCCAGUCCAAACUGAGUAAUGGAAUCACAACUGGACUGUUGUGUUCAUCAUCUAUCUAGCUAUCUUCAAGUGUUGCCCUCAUUGUAUGCACUUGCUGUCGGCAAUCUUUGUGUCCGAUUGUGUAUAUAUAUUGAUUUUUAGUGUUUUGCGAUAUAUAUCUAAUUAGGGUUGAACUGUGAUUGAGCAGUUAGUAUUGUAUAAACCCGGUUGGGUAUCUAGACGCGUUGCCACAUAGUUACGACUCUAGAAAUAUUGUUACGUAGCGACUACACGGCAACAUCAUAUUUGUUGAAUAAUUUAUUAUUACACCGACUUA
Molecule: messenger RNA, 2825 nt
Organism: Corticium candelabrum
Lineage: Eukaryota; Metazoa; Porifera; Homoscleromorpha; Homosclerophorida; Plakinidae
Product: semaphorin-6A-like
Exons: 18
Coding region: 278-2524 (748 amino acids)
Biological process (GO): axon guidance; neural crest cell migration; negative chemotaxis
Molecular function (GO): chemorepellent activity; semaphorin receptor binding
Source: RefSeq, a predicted model, not a curated record